Molecule: messenger RNA, 5325 nt
Organism: Mesoplodon densirostris (Blainville's beaked whale)
Lineage: Eukaryota; Metazoa; Chordata; Mammalia; Artiodactyla; Ziphiidae
Gene: HEATR6
Product: HEAT repeat containing 6
Exons: 20
Coding region: 5-3196 (1063 amino acids)
Source: RefSeq, a predicted model, not a curated record
AAAGAUGGCGGCGGCUCAAGUUGUGGGUACCUUGCCGAGCGGGCCGGCGCAAGAGGCGCAGCGGGAGCCACCCCUCGAGCAGGGCCGUGGAUUCCGCUGCUUGUCAGCCAGGCUCUGCGCCCUGCGCCCGGAUGACAGCAGCUCCAGCCGCACCGAGAUACACCUGCUCUUCGACCAGCUCAUCUCCGAGAACUACAGCGAGGGCAGCGGCGUGGCCCCGGAGGACGUCAGUACUCUUCUUGUCCAAGCUUGCCAGCUGGUGCCUCUUAAUCAGAAUCAUCUUGUCAGCAAAUUGUCUCAGCUUAUCCACCAUUUACUUAAUACACUACAGGUGAUUGUUGAUGAACAGAACCUGGAUUUCCUGUUGGCAUAUACUAUUUCUGCUAUUCAGCAGUGCAGUUCCUGGACACACAUGCAGAUUCUCCAAGCCUUGGCAGCCCUGGUUUACUGCAAUGGCUCAAAGUGUCAAAAGUACCUCCCAGACUUGCUUGGCAAGAGCGGACUCUUGAUGAAGCUGAGUGACUUGGCUCAGUCGGACCCUGAAGUUAGGAGAGCUGCAGUGCAUUGUAUGGCAAACUUAUGUCUCAGUGUGCCAGGACAGCCGUACUUGGAGGAGCCCUACCAAAAUAUCUGCUUCCAAGCUUUCUUGACCACUUUACAGUCUCCAAAAUCAUCUGAUAUGGAUGAUAUCACGUUUUGCAUGUUGUUACAAAAUGCAUUAAAAGGUAUACAGUCUCUUCUAAAUGGUGGGAAGAUGAAACUGACACAGACUGAUGAACUUGGAGCUCUUCUGGCUGUGCUAAAGAAAACCAUGUUCCAUGGACUCCCUGGACUAAACAUAGAGAUGCCCACGGUGUUGUACCCCACUCCACUUCCUCAGUAUGAUGGACGACCACCCAUCAAACUGCAGCAGACAGAAUCCAGCACUUCUCGACCAGCUGUGAAUAAAAGGAAAAAAUCAAAAGUAAAAGCGAAGAAAAUCCAGCAAGGAGAGGAGGAGGAGGAAGAAUCCAGUGGUGAAAGAGAAGUAGCCCCAGUCACUGGCUCAGGCAGACUGAACCCGCAUAGAGGGGACACUCAGUGCCCCUCCUCCCUGGGUGUUCCGCGUUUGCCAUUAGCUGCAAGUGGAGCUGCAGGAGAAGACCAAGUCUCCUCAUCCUUCAGUUCUUGCAGUUGGAAGAGAGUCAGCAGUAGUGAGUCAGACUAUUCCGAUGCUGAAGGAGGCGUGCAGAGUAAAGUGAGGUCUUACCAAGCCAAAGUUCGCCAAGGAGCGUUAGCCUGUUUUCUUUCUACUAUAAAAUCAAUAGAAAAAAAAGUUCUUUACGGCUACUGGUCAGCCUUUGUUCCUGAUACACCUGAGCUUGGAAGCCCACAGUCUGUGUCCUUGAUGACUCUUACGUUAAAAGAUCCUUCUCCAAAGACGCGUGCCUGUGCUCUGCAAGUUUUAUCUGCCAUCUUGGAAGGCUCAAAGCAGUUUCUUUCUGUUGCUGAAGAUACCAGUGACCACAGAAGGGCUUUCACUCCCUUUUCUGUAAUGAUCGCUUCUAGCAUUAAAGAGUUGCACAGAUGUCUUUUGUUAGCUUUGGUGGCUGAAUCAUCCUCACAGACCCUUACUCAGAUAAUUAAGUGCCUUGCAAACUUAGUAUCAAAUUCACCUUAUAACCGUCUGAAACUCAGCCUGCUGACCAAAGUCUGGAACCAGAUAAAGCCUUAUAUCCGCCACAAAGAUGUUAAUGUUCGUGUGUCCAGUCUCACACUAUUGGGGGCCAUAGUGUCCACUCACGCACCUCUACCUGAAGUCCAGCUACUUUUACAACAGCCCUGUUCUUCUGGACUCAGCAAUAGCAAUGCAGCCACUCCUCACGUCAGUCCUCCUGCUUGGUGGAAGAAAGCCCCUUCAGGACCCUUUCUGGAAGAGGCCGCACUUAGCUCACCAAAGGCGUCUUCAGAGCCCUGCUGGCUCAUCCGACUCUGCAUUUCCAUUGUUGUUCUGCCCAAGGAAGAUGCCUGUUCAGGUAGCGAUGCUGGCUCCACAGGAGGAAGCACCUAUGAGCCAUUCCCCUUGCGACUGGAGGCCUUACAGGUGUUGGCUCAUCUGGCAAGGGGCUACUUUUCAAUGACUCAGGUCUACUUGAUGGAGCUUGGAGAGGUGAUUUGCAAGUGCCUGGGGGAGGCAGAUCCGUCUGUCCAGCUUCAUGGAGCAAAGCUUCUGGAAGAACUGGGUACAGGCUUAAUACAACAGUAUAAACCAGAUUCUUCCAUAGCACCUGAUCAGAGAGUGCCACUCACCUUGGUGGUGAUGUUCUGGACUGUGAUGCUGAACGGUCCUUUACCCAGAGCCCUGCAGAAUUCAGAGCAUCCGACUCUGCAGGCGAGCGCCUGUGAUGCCCUGUCUUCCAUCUUGCCGGAAGCCUUCAGCAAUCUGCUGAGUGACAGGCAGAUCCUGUGCAUCACCAUGCUGCUGGGGCUGAACGACAGCAAGAACCGUUUAGUGAAAGCUGCGACCUCUCGGGCCCUUGGGGUCUACGUGCUUUUUCCUUGUCUCAGACAGGAUGUCAUAUUUGUUGCAGACACAGCAAAUGCAAUAUUGAUGUCACUUCAAGACAAGUCUCUUAAUGUCCGGGCCAAAGCAGCCUGGUCUCUAGGCAACCUGACAGACACUCUGAUUGUCAACAUGGAAACACCAGACCCAAGUUUCCAGGAAGAGUUCUCUGGCCUCCUGCUCUUGAAGAUGCUGCGAUCAGCUAUAGAGGCAUCCAAGGAUAAAGACAAGGUAAAAAGCAAUGCAGUCCGGGCCCUUGGAAAUUUGCUUCACUUUCUGCAACCGUCUCAUAUAGAAAAACCCAGAUUUGCUGAAAUCAUUGAGGAGGCUAUCCAGGCCCUAAUUUCUACUGUUCUAAUUGAGGCUGCCAUGAAAGUCCGAUGGAAUGCUUGUUACGCAAUGGGAAAUGUAUUUAAAAAUUCUGCUCUUCCCUUAGUCCUAGCCCACCCUGUCUCUCCCACUGCAUGCAGCUGUAGUGCCUGGACUCAAUGCAUGGAGCAGCUAUGUUGGAAAGGAAAGAAUAACAGGAAGAUCAGGGAAGGAAAGGAGAACUCCGAGUACCACCAAACUGGCAGUAAGUUUACUGUUUUUCCCACUCUGGUGUCUCCUGGCCUGGACUCCAAGCAGACAGAAUCCUGGACCUGCAUACCAUGAAGGCAGAAGGAGCUACCAGAGAAGCUGUCUAUUUCUGGUCCUAGGAUGGGGCAAGAGGGCUUAUGUAAGUCAGAGAGAGUCAGGGAGAUCCCUGUUUAUUGCUGCUUCUCAUCUCCCACUCCAGCCCCUUGGCAGUCCUACUGCAGCAGAGGCUGUCACAGCCAGGCAGGUGCCUAAAGCUUCAGGGAAGGGAACCCUUUUCUCUGACCAGAGGAAGUGGGGUCCCAACAGCAAGAGAGUGAUGCCCAUUGCUUUCUCUUGCUGUCUGGGUUUUCUCAUUUGACCUCUUGAUGUGAUAAUAUUUUGUUAAUAGAACUGUGACACCAGAGGGAAAUUCAAAACCGUGGGAAUGAAGGAAGAGCAACAGAAAUGAGAAAUAUUUGGAUAAAUAGACUAUUUUUCUCAUCUUAAGCUUUUUAUAACAUGUAUAAUCAGUUAAAACAAGACAUAACAUUGUCUGAUGGGGUCUUCAGUGAAUAUAGGUGUAAUACACAUGAAAGUUACCACAUAAAGAGGAAGUGUGAAGAGAUUUAUACGGUAGUAAGAUUUCUAUAUUUCACUUGAAUGAUAAAAUAUUAAUCCCAAACAACCUAUGAAAAGUUAAGUAUUUUGUAGUUGCUAGAGAAACCACAUGCACACACACACAAAUUACACAGAAGAUAUAUUUAAAAACUCAAUAGGUAAAGUGGAAUACUAAAAAAUAUUCAAAUAAUCCAAAAGAAGACAGGAAAAGAAAGACAGGAAUGAAAAACAUAGGGAACAAGUAGAAAACAAAAAAACAGUAGACCUAAAUCCAAACAUAUCAAUAGUUACAUUAAGUUUAAAAGGUCUAAGUAUACUAAUUAAAAGACAGAGAUUGUCAGAAUGUAAAAAUAUCCAAGACCCAGCUAUAUGCGUUUUAUAAGAAACCCAUUUAAAAUAAGUAGUAUAGGUUAAAAAUAAAAGGAGAAAGAAAAAUACACCAUGCAAAUACUAACCAAAAGAAAUUUGGAGUAGCUAUAUACUGUGAGACAAAAUAGACUUCAGAGCAAGAAAAUUUACCAGGAAUAAACAUGGAACUUGCAUAAUGAUAACAGUGUCAAGUCACAGAGAAGACCUAACAAUCCUAAAUGGAUAUGAACCUAACAACACAUCUUCAAAACACAUGAAGCAAAGACUGAUAGAACUGAAAGGAGAAAUGGCAAGUCAGCAACUAACAGUUGGAGACUUUUAACACUCCUUUCUCAGUAACCAAUAGGACAAAUAGACCAUAUUCUGGAUCAUGAAACAAAUCUGAACAGAUUUUUAAGAUUUGAAAUCAUACCAAGUAUGAUCUCUGACCAUAAUGAAAUUAAGCCAGAAAUCAAUCACCAGAACAUCUCUAAUUACUUGAAAUUAAAUAACAUACUUCUAAGUAUUCAAUAGGAGGUCGAAGGGGGAAGUCUCAAAGGAUAUUGGAAAAUGAGAACUUAGAAAAUACUUGAAACUGAACAAAAUGAAAAUAUAAUAGUAUUUGAUAUAUAACAUAUCAAAAUGUAUAGGUGCAGCUGAAGCAAAGCUUUGAUGGAAAUUUAUAAUAUUUGGUACUUAUUUUAAAGAAGAAAGGUUUCAAACAAUCACCUAAAUUUCAAAUUUAACUAGGAAAAUAAGAGAAAAACCUAGAGCAAGCAGAAAGAACAAAAUUAUGCUGAGUGGAAGAAGCCAUUCUCAAAAUGUUACAAACGAUGAUUCCAUUUACAUGACGUUAUGGAAAAGGCAAAACUUUAGGAAUGGAAGACCAAUCAGUGGUUUCCAGGGAUUGGGAUGGGGGCAGGAUUCGACUACAGGGAAGCAUGAGGGAGCUUUGGAGGGAUGACGGAACUGUUUGGAGUCCUGACUGUGGUGGUAGUUACAUAAAUCUAUGCACGUGGCAGAACCCACAGUACAGAAUACUCCCCCAAACGUCUAUCAUUUAAAAAAUCUCUCUCACACACACACAUACACACACUCUCUUGAUCUCUCUUUCUCACGGUACAGACUGUAUCUUUGUACCAUUGGGUACACAUAGCCAACUGUGUGCCAGGUAUAGUAGCACUAAAUAUAUUUUUAAAAUAUAUUUUAAAAGAUGGGGGUUUAUCUUAUGCCUAAUUAUAACGGUAAUAAUCAACAUU